CAUUUUGCGGCAGUGCAAUGGUGUUUUGUGAAAUUUUAAAAACAAUUUAACAAUUAAAUGAAUGAUUCUCUAUGAAAUUGAUUUAAACAUUUAACAACAAACAGAUACACAAAUAAAUAAAUAAUGCCAAAUAACUCUGCAAGUAAAAAACGAUCAUCUUCCAUUGACUCGACCCAAAAAUGCACACCCAAAGGAAGAAAAAGAAAAAGAUCCAUAUCCACCGAUGAGGAUGAGGACGAGGAAAAGUUAGAUGAGAGUGCAACUGCAAUUGAAAAGAAACUUCGAAGUGUUGCAAAAAUGAACAAUCUAUCGUCGGUCGAAAUGAAGAAACUUAUAAAGAAAUUAGUAGCCAAUGACCAUGUUCUCGCAUUUAUAACACUCAAAGCCGAAGACGAGUUAGCACGAGAGAAAGAAGAAGCUGAGAAAAUCCAGGCGGCUGCAGUUUUGGUUAAUGAUAUUGAUCCAUCUAUUCCAAAACUUACUCGCGCUAAGGCUCGUCAAUUGAAUAAACCACCAUUGAUAGCUCUUCCUUCCCUGAUGGAGCAACAGCCCUCAGAAAUAGCAACCCUUAUUCAAGAAGAUCUACAUUCCGAUGAGGAAGACGAAGAGUACACAUUUAAGGAUGAAGACUUUGCUUCCGAUGAUGAUCCAAAUUUGACUUCAUCUGAUAUGGAAUCGCAACCUCGAACUCCAAUGGAAUCUAAUCAAUCUCAGGAAUCCCCACAAAAGUUCUCCGAUGAUGGGGUUUUUAAGGUUCCCCGUGAAAUUGAAGGGGAAGCCGUUGGUGGCGAUGAAAUAAUUGCAACGAGAACUAGGUCAAAGUUUUGCCUUCAACAGACCACAAUUGAGGACCUCCAAUCAGAAUUCAUUCCACCUGAUGACCAUCUUGAUGUGGGGGACACCGAAAUGUAUGGAAAUGAUCAGGAAUGGAUGGAGUUUCUUAACACUUUUUCAAAGCCUCUAAAUAAUAACUUUGUUGGAGAUGAUGAUGAUCCAGUAAAUGAUCCGGAGUAUGUGGCAGCGGAAAAAGUUCCAUUUGACGCAGAAGAGCUUCGUGAUGUAAACAUUUCAAAAAAAGAGCUUACCGAAUUGGUAGCGGAACUAUUUGAAGGUCUCCUAAAUGAAGGAGUCUGUAUGGAAAGCAUUGAGCUUGAGACUCCAAAGAAAUUCAUAGAAAACAAUAGAACGGCUUCUUCUAAGGAAAAUUCGCCAGACAAUUCCAUGAAUAUAGCCAACCAUCAGCUGGAUUUAGUUAACACAACUCAAACAGAGACUAUGGCUGAUACCAGUUUUUCACAUCACGCAAACUUUGUACAGUCCCAGGAAUUCACUUUUCAACCGGGAAUCAUGUCCACUCCUCAAGCAGAACCACAUAGGCCACGCACAAUGAAUGAUGCACUUUUCAUAAAAACAACUGAUAACUUGGCGCCUUGUCCUGAAUAUACAACCACCCCACAAGUUCUUCCAUCAUCUCAUGUCAAUGAUUCAUUCCAAUUGUCUUACACUGACCCAGCAUCUAGUUCAAAUCGUGUCGUUUUAACCCAAAACAUCGUACCAACAACUGACUUGCCGAAGACGGAAAGUGUCCCGGCAUGGGGACGAGACAAGUAUAUUCCCGCACAACGGUUGAUUCGAAGUGAAUAUGUUCAUAAAUUUGAAAAGCUCAAGCACGUAAAUGUCCAGGAAACGAACUUGUGUGAUGAACCCAUUGGAUUUACCAAUCAACAAUAUCAGAUUCUUCAGCAACAGCUUAGGCUUCAUGUGCAAUUCUGUACGCAGAAUUUUUUUCAAACCUAUUCGCAUCCAGAUUUGUGGAAACAUGCAGCUCCUCAGAAGCAAAUGCUCUUGGAAUUGGAUGAAAAAGCUAAAGACAAUUCUGCAUUUGCUGUGUGGAAUUUAAAGCCCGCCUUAGAAUUAGUAGAGGAAUGGGAAAAGGAAUUGGAGGUUGAUUCAGAAGAAAAUUCUCGUAUGAUGAAGUUCAUAUAUAAGGAAAUGAGAAGAGCAUCCGGAACAAACUAUCAAAUAUCCCGUUUUUCUCCGCGAAUUAUGAAAAAACUGCUUUCCAGUCCAGCAAUAAUGUAUCCAGAUUAUAUGCCGAAAAUUCCCUUUGCUGCGCAAAAAAUAAGUUUUCAACCCUUUGCACCUGCCGAAUCAAUCCUAAUUGCAAUGGGUCUAGAGAGAUUUUAUAAUGACGCCCUUAAGAAAAAUUGCACGACUCGCCGAGAAACACCCAUGUAUAUUGUGUGUGAAAGAAUUGCAAGAACUUUAACUUGUGGCAAGAAGCCACGACGUCUGCAAGACCAUAUUAAUUAUUUAAGAAAAGCUGAUACUUAUAAUCCUAUCAAAUAUUAUUUUGAACAUCAAAAAGCUCCACCUGUUGAACAUAAUCUUCAAUGGAUAGAUUAUUCAAAUAUUUUGCCACCAAUUCAGAGAAUAGCCGAAUUGCCUUUGAUAUGGCAAGACUUUCUUCAUGUGCUUAACGCAGGUGGUAUUAUUAACAAUACCUAUCCCGAGAAUUACAUAAGUUACGUAAAAGAAAUAACUGGCGAACAAAUCGAUUUUCCAUCGCCUGGAUGUGGAUCGACCAAAUUUGGAAACAGGUCUGUAAAAUGGUCCAAGUCCCAGAAGCACGAAGACAAGGAAAAAGAAAAGGAAAAUGAGACUCCAACUGUGACGAUAAAUAUAAAUUACGUAUUUGGACAAGUUCCAGAAAUCGUACCUGUCUAUAACGAAAUCCAAUCUGCGACAAGUCUCUUGGACGAUAUCCAAUCGAAUAAUAUUUCUGCUGUUCCAUCGCCUCUAAAGAAUACCACAAACACUUCAACUACUACCACAACUCCUGAGCGACAAAAGAAACUGACUGAUUACUUUUCAAUUCAAAAAAAGGACAAGAUUAAAGAAAUUGACAGCCCUAAGUCACACCGCCCCAGAAAUUCCAACAAAUCCAGAUUUCGUUUGAAAACAAAGUAUUCGCCUUCGUAUUUCAGUAAGAAGCUUCAAGCGACUGCUAAGAAAUUCCGCUCAGCAAAGAAUCUCCAGAAACGAUAUGAAAACCUUCUAUCGGCCUACAGAUUGAAUUUGGAGAAUGAGUUCCUAAGCUACAAACAUCGCGGACUUCGAUUCAUCUUCCGCAACUUUAAGGCACUUGAGUUGUAUACAAAUUUGUUGAGAGACUUGAAGAUGAACUGCAAAAAACCCAAACCGACUGAAGAAAUAGCUGGCAAGCGGAAGCCCACCGAAGAGCAGGAUGUUCCCAAGAGUCGCAGGGCAAAUAGACAGGAGGAGAAUUUGCGUCACAUGUUACUGCCAGAUAGUGCAGAGGAUGCCAACCGAAAAGAUGCAAUUUAUGCGUUUAACUUUUAUGAAAAAGUUGAAGAGGUACUUAAACAAUCGAAAAGGCCAGAAGACUGCAAAAAAUUUAACUACAUUUUGAGAUCAUUCAAUCCAAAGAAAGACAAAGUUUCAGAGUUGUAUUAUAAACUGGAGAAGCUCUUUGUGCCCGAUCAUCCUGAGCUAGCUCAUGUGUUCCUUACAUUUCUCUUGCCCCACGAAGCAGCAGCUAUUGGAAAGUUUUUCGAGCAUUUUAUGUACACAAAUGCCGGAACGUUUUUCAGCAAAUUAAACGUUUACUUCAACAAGCAACCAGCACAAAUAAGAAAAAUCUACGCGUGCUUUAGUGAAUUGUCUAGUGAUCCUGACGUUAAUGUUGAAAAAAUGAAAACGAAGAUUUUUCCCCUUCUCAAGGGUAAUAACUUCCUCAUUGAUUGGUUUACACAACUGUUUGCAUCCGAACCACCGCCGGAUAGAUUGUAUAGUUCAGCAGAAAACACCAAUUUGAAAGAAAUAACGUCACAUCAAACAGGCGAUUACGUGGAAACACUUCAUACUAACGAUCUUUUGGAUUCACCGACGGAAUCCCAAACCUGCCAGUUAAAAUACAUCAAUGGCAGGAUAUGCUAUGGCACUAAGAUUCCACUACCUGCUAAGUUGUCGUUUAUAGCCAAAAGCUAUCAGGCCGAUGAACUCAAUGAAUCGUUGGAGGAUGAGACUUACAGCCCCACGGAAAGUGGCUGUGUUCAUGGUAUUCGGGAGUACGGAGAGAAAAGACUUUCUGCAUCGAUAAAUGAUUACAGCAGCGAUGACAAUGACAAAUCCGAGGAUGAGGAUUUUAAGGCUCUGGUUAAGGAUGCAAAUGAAAGAAAGGAUGCAAUUGAAAUUUGCGAUGAUAUCACGUUGCGUGCCCAUGCAACACGACUCAACCCAUCUUAUUAUUCUAACAGUUACUAUAAUUCCACGUCGAGUAACCCACAAAGCAGUUGCCAUCGUCCACUUAAACUGGCAUCGCUAGCAGUCGAAGAUGGAAAAUGUUCUCCACGAAAAAUACACAAGGCAAGUCCAUCGGCAACCGUAACCAGUAGUGUGGUGUUACCAAUAAAAGAAAGACGUAAAUCUCCUAAGAAAAAUCUUAUUAGAUCUCCUGUAUCGGCCGGUUGUAAACGACCUGCUGAUGCUUCUUCAAAAUCAAAUGCUAUAGCCACAGCGAAGAAACUUAAAAAUCUCAUUGAAGAAGAAUCUUCUGCGGAUCCCGAUGGCACAAAAAAGAAGUUAGCACAAAAGAAAAGAGAAGAGGAAGACUCACCACAAAUACAAGUUCAGUCAAAAGAUGAUGCUAAACUUUCUCCAAAAAAAGAAGACGUAAAAGCUGAAAGUGCCCUACCAUGGACACGAGAUGAGGAUAAAGUGAUACUUGAAGAAAUUAAGUCGGGAUUCAAAGAUCAGUUGCUGUAUGAACGAAUAAAAGCAAAAAUAACUAACCGUACUUUGUUGGAAAUUGAGGAACGACAUAGGUUUUUAAUGGAUUUUCUUUCUAAGUUGCAGACAAGUAAAUAGUUUUUCUAAAAACACAUUUAUUUCCUUAAGUUAUUUUUAAAAAAAGUAUACUAUACACAAACCUAAAUAUAGGUGCAUUUUUCAUAAUCAUACAUAAUAAUAAUAAUAAUAAUUGAUAUUAUUUUCUUAUGCUGUUAAUUCAUGUUAUUUAUAUUCUUAUGAGGUUAAUUAAAUGAAAACGAAAACGUAAAUUA
This is a messenger RNA of Eupeodes corollae, 5084 nucleotides long. RefSeq lists its product as uncharacterized. Gene Ontology annotation, cellular component: nucleus. Gene Ontology annotation, molecular function: transcription coregulator activity. Bases 124 to 4890 code for a protein of 1588 amino acids. The transcript is spliced from 15 exons. Lineage: Eukaryota; Metazoa; Arthropoda; Insecta; Diptera; Syrphidae. The record is from RefSeq and is a predicted model, not a curated record. Gene Ontology annotation, biological process: regulation of DNA-templated transcription.